CUAUAUAAUUUUGUAACAGAACCCAGCUCUCUCCCGGUCUCGGAAUUUGUUUCCCUCUCUCUCUCAGGCGCUCAAAAAAUUCGCAGAAAAAUUCCUCUCCCGCCGAAUUUCUCUCUCUCUCUCUCUCAUGCCAUCCCAAUUAUCUUCGCUAUAUGCGUCGCUCUCUCGUCGUCGGCAAGCUGCUGAGAGUUCACCGUCUUGAUGGGUAUCUGAUAAUCUCCAUCUUAUCCUCGUUUCAGAACUGAUUCUUUUGAUCUUGAUCUUCCCGUUUGUGCAAUCUUAUGGCUUAUUGUGACGCUCCCUCCUUCUCUCUCGGCCUCGAUUUGGAUUUUGAUUCGGAGCCCCAGAUUCCUAUACCGGAUUGUACCGCUCGGAAGCCUGCUUCUGACUGUUCUGUGGGAGCCAGUGCUUCAUCCAAAGAGGACGAUUGUGGGGAGGUGGGAACAGGGGUUGUGGGUUGCACUGCGGAAAUUGAAAACGAACCACCUAGAAAAUUUAAGCGACUGAAGCGUGGACCAUCUGGAGGUUCUUCGUUGGCCAUGAAAAACGAAUCACUGCCUUCAUUAUCUGUAGUCGAUGAGGACAUUGAAGAAUUUUCAUCACAAGAAGACUUUCCCAGAGCAGAUCACCAUCCAUCAUCACUUUUGCAAUGUGUAUGCAGUACUUCAAAGGUACCUUUACAUGGGAUCUUAACUGCUCCCUCUUCCAGCCAGCUAAAGGCAAAGAAAAUCAAAGAGACUGUAGAUGCACCAACUUCUGCUGGUUUGGAAAAGCAGAAUAAGUCAAUGUUUUCUAAUUUAACUAUCAGUCCUCUUCGAAAGUUUCAGUUACUUGAUUCCGAUUCAGAUGAUCCUUCUAGCUGUGACAAUAAAAGCAGGAAAAGCCACAAAGCUGCAUCAUCUUUAGACAAGCAAAAGUCUAUAUUUUGUCACUCUGCAACAGCGCACUACAAAAAGAUGCGUUUGACAGCCUGUGUUACUCAAAAGGAGGAUCUAUGGAAAGAUUUUUGUCAAACUAAAAGCUCUCAUUUGCCAACUCCAGCCUUUGAUGAAGUCUGUGAAGAAUUUUUCCAGUUAAAGAAAGAUAAUAAAGCAGCUACUGAAUUAGGAAGUAGUGCUCGUAUAAAUUGUAUGGAUAAUCAAACUAAUAAUAGCAGCUGCCCAAAUGAACUGAUGGAUAAGCUCAGUUGCCCUGCUCAUUACUAUUUCUUUCAUGAUGAUCCAAGGAUUCAGAAAUUAGUUCGUAACCGCUUACCAAACUUUUUCCCAUUGGGAGUUGAUGGCAGCAGAGCAUCAGUGAUUGAUUAUAUGAGACAAUUUAACAAUGGAGAGGCUUCUACCUGCCGACCUUCACAGGUUAACGUGGAGAAAAGUUCAAAAAGAUCAACAGAUGUAUCAAAAGGGUCUAAGAACAUAGCUUCCAAAUCUCGGGUUAAUAAGAAAGUUCUUUCGCCAUUAAGCAGUAAAAAGGCACCUAAAAGGGUAUCAACUCAAAAAAAUAAUAUCGGUAACAGUUCAAGAAAUGUAAAAGGUAAACAAGGGGCAUCAAACUGUGAAGAACUUUUGAAAGAUUCUGGAAGCUGGAUUGAUCCAAAGAGCUCUUUUAGUCUUCCUAGAGAUGCUGGGAAAAGAAGGGUCCAGGCAGGUGGCCAAUCAUCAACUGGUCACUGGUAUACAUCUCCAGAAGGGAAGAAGGGUUGGAUAAAUGGUGUCUUUACGAUUUCUGCAACGGACGAUUGUAUAUUUCUGCUGCAGAAAUUAAUCUCAAAGUGGUAUACAUCACUAAAAGUGGGGAGGAGUUGACAGGCCGAGCUGCAUAUAGAUUUUACAAAAAGGAUACUGGAGGCUUUAGAAAGUCAAAGAAGAAAGUAGCAAGCAAGAAAAGAAAAGGAUAAAGGACACCAUUCACGAGAGGCAAAGUUACACAAACGAUCCUAGCGUUCGGUUACAAUGUUUUCUCAUUUCGUCCUUUCAAUUACUGUUGGCUGUUUCAUUAACAUCAUUGUUCAUAGUACAGUGUACAUGUAACAACUUUGUCCAAUUUUAGACUAACAAAUCAGCCAAAACAUGGCAGAUUGUUUUCUU
This is a messenger RNA of Momordica charantia (bitter melon), 2084 nucleotides long. Its product is annotated as Rho GTPase-activating protein. The record is from RefSeq and is a predicted model, not a curated record. Lineage: Eukaryota; Viridiplantae; Streptophyta; Magnoliopsida; Cucurbitales; Cucurbitaceae.